AUGGCGAGGCCGACUCUCACAUCUUCAACGCCAAGCCAUUACCGAGCCUGUUUUGCCUCCAACUGGCGCAAAAGGUGCUACUCUGCCAGAGUUGCUGAUGGGAGGUCGCAGCCGUCUAUAAAAACCAUAGCCGACCUCAAGAGAUGGUUGCCCGAAACCAAUGUUCCAAACGUCCGAGUAUGUGGGUGGAUUCGAUCUGUACGCAAGAGCUCCGAGGUUCGCUUUGUGGACAUUGCAGACGGAACAAACAUGCGUCCUAUACAGGCUGUCGUCGGCAAGGCUCUCGCGGCAGAUAUGCGACCCGGCGCUGCCGUUCGUUUGACGGGAACGUGGUGCAACACAGGCGACAGGAAAUUGUCCAGCACAAAGACAUUUCUUGCCUCAGAAGACCUCUCCCGCCAGAACCAGGCCACACCUGAGCUUGCUGGUGUGGGACAAGACGUUGACGCCUCUCAAACGACGCAUGAGCUGCAGGUUGACGAGGUUGAAAUUCUUGGGGCCUCUGACCCUCAAACAUAUCCAAUCCAGAACAAAUAUCAGACGCCAGAGAGCUUGCGGCACAUUUCGCACUUGCGUUGCCGAACACCGCUCAAUUCAACCCUGUUGCGCCUACGAUCCGAGGCUGCUUCUGUGCUUGGCAACUUCUUCUCGGGGGAAAAAUUUCAGCAGACGCAUCCCCCAAUCAUCACGUCCUCUGAUUGCGAAGGGGCAGGAGAAGCCUUCACGGUCAAGGUCGGCUCCGGCGCCGAAUUCUUCAGACACGCUAAAUACCUCACUGUCUCGACGCAGCUUCAUCUCGAAGCAUUAGCCCAGUCGCUUGGAAAUGUCUGGACCCUCUCCCCCACCUUUAGAGCUGAGAAAAGCGACACGUCUCGGCACCUGAGUGAGUUCUACAUGCUUGAAGCCGAAAUGAGCUUUGUAAAGGACAUGGAUGAGGUCAUGGAUCUCAUUCAAAAGAUGCUCAUGAAGCUGGUGCGAGGCCUGAAAGAGCUCCACGCAGCCAACGAGCUUGAGCGAAACAGAGCCGACUCUCGGGAUCCGGCUGAAAAACUGGCCUUUGCUGACCUGGUCGCAGCAGACGAACUGCAGAGGCGAUGGCGUGGUCUUGCUUCCGCCAGGAGAUGGCCGAGAAUAAGCUACACCGAGGCCAUUGAGCGUCUUCAGCUGGUGUCUGAACAGUUUGAGCACAAACCUCUGUGGGGAUCCAGCCUUCAGUCGGAGCACGAGAAAUACCUGGCCAGGGAGGUGGGCUACGACGCGGCUGCUGAUGCCCACGUUCCGGUAUUCGUCACGCAGUAUCCUCGCGAGAUCAAAGCCUUUUACAUGCUGCGCUCCGCAACUUGCCCGCCACAGGGAGAGACUGUCGAUUGCUUUGACCUUUUGGUCCCGGACCUUGGAGAGCUCGCCGGAGGUUCCAUGCGCGAGAAUCGCUUGCCCGAGCUGGAGAAGAAUAUGCGGUUACACGGAUUAGAGGUGCCUCGCAACAAGCAAGACAGAAGCAGCGGCAUGGGCUGGUAUCUAGAUCUGAGGCGAUGGGGAUGUCCACCGCACGGAGGCUUUGGCAUGGGCUUCGAUCGUCUCCUAAGCUACUUGACGGGGGUUGCCAAUAUCCGCGAUGUGGUGGCAUUUCCGCGUCACUAUCAGCGUUGCGACUGCUAA
This is a messenger RNA of Ustilaginoidea virens, 1659 nucleotides long. RefSeq lists its product as uncharacterized. Gene Ontology annotation, biological process: asparaginyl-tRNA aminoacylation. The record is from RefSeq and is a predicted model, not a curated record. The coding region runs from base 1 to 1659 and encodes 552 amino acids. Gene Ontology annotation, cellular component: mitochondrion. Gene Ontology annotation, molecular function: nucleic acid binding; ATP binding; asparagine-tRNA ligase activity. The transcript is spliced from 3 exons. Lineage: Eukaryota; Fungi; Ascomycota; Sordariomycetes; Hypocreales; Clavicipitaceae.